Molecule: messenger RNA, 10222 nt
Organism: Lymnaea stagnalis (great pond snail)
Lineage: Eukaryota; Metazoa; Mollusca; Gastropoda; Lymnaeidae
Source: the annotation of a GenBank genome assembly
GGCACUUCCGGCGUAACACGUUCCUUUGUGGAUGACAUAGUUUAUAUAAAAAUAUUUGUUCGUUGUAAAUUUUGCAAAUAUAUAAUUACCAUGCAAAUUACCAUAACAACAUUAUCUGAUCAGCUUUUUACGAUUGAAGUUAGUGAAGAUCUUGAGUUAGAGAAUUUUAAAGCGCUAUGUCAAGAAGAAACUGGUGUCCCUGCCCUAGAAAUGUCGAUAGUGUGGAACGGGCGACCCCUUCAUGACGACAAACUGACUUUGAAGCAGUACGGAAUUCAAAAUGGAGAAAUGGUUCUAAUUCAACAUCUACGCGGUCAAAUAUCACAAUCGCAAGCCGCAGGUCAUUCUAGAUCAGGUAGAUCAUUUAAGAGAACAAAAUUUGAAUAGUUCACUUUGAUUUAGUUUGUUUUUAAUUAACUUUUUAUUUACAGCCUAGGCCCAUCCUUUUUUACUUUUUUUUUUAUACUAAUCAUGCCCAAUGAGUAUGAGGCCAGUGCUGCUUGAAUGAAUGAAUAACAUUGAAUGGAUGGGAAAUACUGACGGGAGGGGGGGGGGGGCUUCUAAUCAAUUCAUUUGUAAUAAAUAAUAUUAGAGAUGUAGAAGUAUUAUUUUAAAAAUUGAAUUAAUUUUUAUAAUAUUUGUACUUUGUUUGGCUGGGCAUUUUUAAUAAAAUUUAAAAUAAUUGUUAUUGUCACCUUCACCUGGACUAUGUGGAAUGUUAGCCUAUUUGAAUUUGUUUAAUCAUAUUUCCUGCGCAACCUACUUCUCAUUCGAGUUAAAAUGAUAAAUCAAUUUAAAAAAUAGUCGGUAAAUUAUUUGAGAUCGUCCCACGAAUGCCGCCAUCUUGGUUUACACAACCAGUUAAUUCUGUCACUAAACCUAAACCAAAUGUAUCCCUAAACCUAACCUGAACCCUAAAUGAAUGUAUCCCUCAACUUAACCUAAACCCUAAUUCACUGCAACUAUAAUAAACACGCAAAGGACGUCAUGGGAUGAUCUCUAAGAAUUAGCCAAAUAGUCCAUUAACAGUUUGCUGUGGUUCACUCAAUCACUGCACUUCAAUACAUGACCUACUACUACUACUUCUACUAUAACUGGUACUACCAGCAAAAACCGGUAGUCAUUCAUUCAUCAUCCUUCAUCACUUCAAUUGCCAGUAACAUUUCCAAGUCAAUGGAGUUAGUGGCUGAUAGUGGUGUUACUGUUCAAAUGUAUAAUAAUUUGGGGUUAUCUUGCAGUUCAGGUGCGUAUAUUAUUUCUGAUCAAAUUUUGUAUUAUUGCGUGUAAACUUAUGUGUAUUCUUUAGAAAAUUUAGUCCAGACAGUAUAGUUAUAGUAUAAGUUAGGCAGUUAGCCCUAAAGUGUACAGCAAUAACUUUUCUUUUUAUUAUUUUUACAGCCCCCAUUGGUACAUAGCCAGUAACGUGACGUAAACAAUCUCUCCAUAUUCUUAUUUUUUAAAAUUCACCCUACAUGCCAGAUUGAAAUUGUUCAACUGAAAGCAUCAUUCACAAGAAACAAAACAAUAAAUUAGAUUUAUAUUAAAUUAUACCAAAAUUAUUUAUUGAUGCUUAACUUUUAAAACUAAAAGCAUGUUCACAAAAUAAAUUUAUAUACAAUUGGCGUGUAUAUUGGCUAGUUUUAGGAAAAAUUAAAAAUAUGAAUACGAGUUCAUUAAACUUCAGUACCAGUUUUUAAAUAUGGAUAAUCAAGUGUAUGUUAUUAUGUGUAGUAAGUUUGAUCUUGUUCCAUUCACCCAUGCCCAUGCAGGAUCCUUUGAUUGGAAUUAUAUUUAUACACCUCACAUAAGAGAGAAAAAAUUUGGGCCCCUAUAAAAUAAUGGAACAUCUAAUUAAAUUUGAAAAUUUCGUUUAACAUACCAACUUAUAGGUGAUCAAAAAUCUGGACACAGGGUUAAAAAGUACAAAAAACGUGGAGCUAAUGGUUGGGGGAUGUUCAAAGAUGCUUUAGAUAUAAACUAAAACGAAAAUAAGUUCAGUAUUACUAUUAGUUAACUAUCACUGCCUGGAUUUAAUUUAAUGACAAAAUUCUAUCAGAAAUAAUACACGCAUCUGAACUGCAAGAUAAUUUGGCUUAAAUUAACAUGCUUGAGUGCUUUUAUUUUGUUGAGCAUUAAAACCAAAACUUUAUUGCUUUGCUUCUAAAAGAAAUUCUCAAAUUAUUUAACUUAAAUUACUUUGCAUUAAGUUAUAUUAUUGCACUUUUUCUUGGUAUUUGAAUUUCUCUUAAUUUUAAUUUGUUUAAUUUUUCACCUGACAAUCACUGACAUGUCAAUAUCAAUUAAAUUUUUUAUUGAAAUUAUUAACAGGAAUUCCAAACAUUGACUUUGGAAGCAUACGUUUGCCAGGUGGCUCACAGCAGGCACAAACUAGACGUGAGGAUGAUCCAGCCUUUAUUAGGGAAAUGCUUCUUGCCAAUCCAAGUCAGCUUGCCUUGUUAAAGGAAAGAAAUCCACCAUUGGCAGAAGCUUUGCUAAGUGGAGACAUGGGUAAAUAUUUUGUAUCAUCAUCAAUUGUGCUAAUCAAUCCUACUGAUUUUGGCUCUUUUUGCAGUUUUUUUUAUGUUUAAUGUUCAUACUCCUAGUAUAAAAUUAUUGUUUUUUCAUACUCCUAGUAUAAAAUUGUUUUCUUGCAGCUAAAUUUACUAAAGUCUUUGAAGAGCAAAGACAGGCAAGAAUUAAAGAAGAAGAGAAGAGGAUACGGCUCCUGUCUGCAGAUCCAUUUGAUCCUAAUGCACAGCAGCAAAUUGAAGAAGCAAUCAGGUAUAAUAUCAGUGUGAAGCAUAUUAGACAAAAUAUUGCGCCUUAAAAAUCCACACCCCGCCAGACCCAUGUUUCGGUUUCCCAUACCCUACCAUAGAUCGAAAGCCUGUAUAUUAAAUAUUUUGUAAAUACUAAGUUCAGGUUUUAUCACGUGACUUGAAAAAGGUCAUAGUAAUUGCCGCGCCCAUGAAUGCAUUGUUUUUGUUAUGUUUUAGUAUUUUUCGAUGUAUAGAGGUGACGAAAAUAGAAAAAUUGCUAUUCUAAAGGACUCAAACUAGAGUAGUUGAUAAUGAAAAUAAUGAAAAGGAUUAUUAUUGUGUUUUGAAAAAGGAUUGAAAUAACGCAAACAGACAAUGAAAGUGACGAUCAAAUGACUUAAAUUUCUAGUGUUAUUGAUGUACUUAGGGUCUACCCCAAUUUCAAGCCAAUGCUUUUAUGAAAAAUCAGGGUUGUAUAAAUGACCUUUUACUAUGCUAUUUUACACCAUUUCUAAGACAAUUUUCUCCUUGUAAAAUUUUGUAUUAUACUUAUGGACUACUAACAGACAAAUUUAGAAUGGAAUAAAUAAUAUGUAUUGGAUUUUAUAAUCAAUUGAUUUUGUUUUUUGCUUGUUUGUCAGUUUGUAGCAUUUUCCCCCAUGAACCCAGGGGCAUGGGUAUUUUAGGACCAGGAGCCAAGGGUUCAAAGGGUUAAUAUAGGAUGGAAAUCGUAAUUUUUUUUUUCAAUAUUUUUUUCUAUGGAGCGAGAAUGGCAAUAUGCUUUAAAGUGAACUCAUUCGCAAUUUAAACAUAAAUAUGAACACCCCAUGACAGUAAAAUUUUCUCAUGGUAAACCAUGACCUCCAGAUUUACAACACAUUAUUAUAGUGUGUAAUAUUGAUAUUUAGUUUAUUGAACUGAAGAUACUAGGUUUGCUAUUGGAUUUUUAAAAAUCUUGAUAAGACAUUAAUCAGGAUGGGGUCAAUGCACAAUUGGUCCAGAUUAUCAGUGUUUUCCUGAAAAUUAAAGACAAUGACAUUAUUUGUACUUAAAGUCCAUACGAUAAUAAGUUAUACAUUCAGUGGUGGUGGUGUUUGAAAUUGUUUUAGGUUAACCAAAAUACUAUUAUUCUUAUUUCUAAAGCUUGAUGUAAUUAAGUGCAAUUUUUAACUUUAACUUUAAGUACAAGCAUUAUUAACUCAGCAUUAAUUUAAAUAGAUUUAGCUAAAUACAUAAUUGUUACAGUUAUUGGAAACAAUUAUAGAAUACAUGGUAACAACUUACUUGAUUGCUUUUAUAUCCAACAUAAAAGUACAUCAGAGCUGAAAUUUAAAUAAUGCAUAUUCAUUGUAGGAUAGCUGUUUCUUGUCUCUCUGUGAAUUUUUUGGUUUAUCACUUAGCCAUAGUCUUUUUGUCAUCAGGUUGUGACAAGUGCAGUCUGUUAUGGAAAAGUCACAUUGCACUUUUCCCGGCCUGUUGACGUGAAGAUACUAAUCAGUAUGGCUCGUUGAAUUGGUUAUUUUAUAAAUGCCCUGGAGCGAUUAUUUGUUAAAUGCCUCUGGUACACCUAUUUUAUACAUAAGUGGACAAUGAAGGAGACUGACAGGACAGUGCCAUCAUAUUUCAAAUGUUUAUCUUUGAUAAAUGACAAUUUGUACUUGAAAAGGAAAAUGCUUCUUUCAGUUUAGCAGUAUAAGAUUAAUUGUAGAAGUUCCAUGUGGAUUGAUAACAAAUUAUAAAAAAAAUUAUGUGAGAUGCUGGACAUAAGAUGGCUAGGAUAUGGCCUAAUGCACACUAUUUUAAUUCAAUACUGCACAUUAUUAUUAUUACGUAAUGCCUAAUGAUGUAGGAGUUGUUAUGCUCCUAAACUAUUAUUUUUAAAAGAACAUACAAUACCUUGGUUCUGGCAGGUCUUGGUUAGUGCAAAUUUGUGAAGAUCUGAAUCAAAUUGCACUUACCCCGGCCUGUUAUAACCAUUUACUUUCACAAAAAUAUUGUUUUUCUUUAGUGUACAUCUGUUCAUUGAUGCGAGUCAGACAUAUAAAGUGCAUGCAGUGAAGUUGGAUGUUUGUUGUAUGUCUUAACUGAGUUUUUGAAGAUAUUUUUUUAUGUUGGCACAUGGAUAUUUGUGUUUGAGCUUUUUGAAUUGCUUAUGUUUAGUAGCUGAAGCUCGGGCUGAGAAGAGAGGUCUUGAUCUGUGCAAUGUGCCAUUUAUAAUUCAUAUUGCACUUCUCCAGGCCUUUUUUCCCAUGUCUUUAUGUCGGCAGUAUUUAGAUAAUCUGUUUGCAGUUUAAAUUUCCUCUUAAAUUUUAUAUUCUUUUAGCUUUAGAUGUGUGUGACACGAAAAAGAUUUGGCCUGCAGGUUGGGGGUGGUGCAAUUUUUGUUUUCACAUAUUCAAAUUGCACUUCACCCGGCCUGCUUGCUGCAAGCUUUUAUCAUCUCUCCAAAGUAUCUCAAAACAUUAUUUUUUAGUUGAUCAUGAUUUACAUUUGAUAAAAAAUAAGAUACCUAAGCUGUGUUUAAAAGUACCAUAUACAAUCUCAUGUAAAUCUUUAAAAAAGGGGGACAUUAAACUGAAAUUACAUACUUAAUUAUUCUUUUUAAACAUUGUUUCCAUUAAAUUUCAAUCUUGCUUUUAUACAGUAGUUUGGUGUUUUUUUUAAUUUUUAAUUUUUUUUUAAACUAUAGGAUGAAGAACAUUGAAAGUAACAUGGAGACUGCCAUGGAGUUUGCCCCUGAAAGCUUUGGUCAAGUUCAUAUGUUGUAUGUUGAUUGCAAGGUGAAUGGAUACCCUGUGAAAGCUUUUGUUGACUCAGGUGUGGUGCUCAUUGUGGUAAUUUCACUUAUUAGUACUUUAUGGUUCUUAACAAGUUCACAUUUUCUUAUUAAAAAUCAUGCAUUGUUAGAAAAGUUACUAUUCAUAAUUGGUGAAAUAGUAUUUAUUCAGAACAGUCUGCAUGCCUCAAAAUUUUCCACUAAGGACUAUUAUUGAUAGUUUUCUCACCUUCAUUAAAUCUUAUAGAGCCUCUGGAAAGGGCAUGUUUUCCUGGCUAAAACCUGCAAUCAUCAGGAUCCUUGUCAGCUUUCAUUUUGUUUUCUGUUAUAUUGAUUAUCUUUGUAAUGAAAUUAUCUAUUUGUUAUUCUUAUUUUAUGUUCAGUUUCCCCUGAUUUUUAAUUACAAAUUUUUUUUUUUUUAACUCUUAAGGUGCCCAAAUGACAAUAAUGAGCCAACAGUGUGCUGAAAGAUGUCAUAUAAUGAGACUAGUGGACAGGAGAUGGGAAGGUGUUGCUAAAGGAGUUGGAACACAAAAAAUAUUAGGCCGUGUGCAUUUAUGUAUGUUGUUUUUAUUGAUGGUUAACUUUCUAAGGUCUAUAUUCAGCUUGUUUUGGAAUUUAAAGGGUAUACAAAAAAUGUCAAUAUAAAAUUACAUAUACUAGCCUUUUUUAAAAAAAAAUUGUGGGGGUUGUUGAUGGAUAUGAAGUCUUAAUUGAUGUUUGACUGCUUUUAAUGCUCUUUUAUUUUAUUUUUUUCCUGUUUAGGUCAAAUUCAAAUAGGAAACGUAUUUCUCCAAUCAUCAUUUUCUAUCUUAGAAAAUCAGCCUAUGGACAUGUUACUUGGUUUGGAUAUGCUUAAAAGACAUCAGGUAAAAUGGUCUUCUCAAUAUCAAAUAAUUGUGUUAAGUUUCGGUAAAAGUGUUCAGAUGUUCAUCUAGUUUUUUUAUUCCCCUUUUAAUUUAUAUUUUUUUAAUGUUCAUUUUAUCAACUUUUUCAUCUACAGUUUUUGGGCCAUAAGUGUUUUAUGAAAUUGUUAAUGUAUUCUUUGUUUUUAUGUAUAUUGUGCAGUGUGUCAUAGACCUCAGAAAAAACCAGCUGGAAAUUGGAACCACCGCAACAAUUACUCCAUUUUUAGGAGAAGCAGAUUUACCAGAACAUGCUCGUCUCAAUCAGCCCACUAAUACAUCAACUCAAGAGGAAGACCGGGAGUUAGCAGAAGUCCUUUCUCGUUCAGCUCAAGAAGCUUGUGAGUUAAACAGACUUGACUCCAUAGCUUUAAACACGUGUUAUAAUUAUGCUAAAAGAUUUAUUCGUCUGCUAUUUACAACUUGCAUGAACCUGGUGUUUAGAAAGAUUCUUAGUAACCAGCGCACAUUUGGUAUAUUUUUCUGAAGUGAUAAUAACUUAUUAGUGAGUCUUAAAAAGAAAAAAAAUGAUAUAGUCUUAUCAAUUAAUAAUCUAUCACAAUAUAACUAAUAUGAGGAAAAAUUAAAGAAAUGUAAAGGAAUAGGUGAUAUCCUGAAUAAAGACCAAAGAAAACAUGGACUUUUCGACUGAAAGCCUUGAACAACAAAUAUGACAGCAGAGAAUGAAGAAUAACAAGAGUAUCAAACCACAUCUUAGCAUGAUAAGAGUUAGGAAAUGUUGAACAUGAUCUUUUUUAAAAAUUAACCACUAUUAUUUAAAUUUGUCAUUUGUUCCAAUACAAACAGAAUUUUAUAACAGAUAAAUUGAAACAUGUUAUUUUAGUUAUAUAUAUAUUGAUUCAUUUUCACAGCUGGCUCUUCUUCAAACAAACAAUCUUCACGAAGCCAACCUUCCACAUCCCCACAUCAGUUUUCAGAAGAAAUAGUUGCUCGACUUAUGAAUAACGGUUUCAGCAGAAAUGCUGUCCUUGAAGAAUUGAGGCGCUCCAAUGGCGAUGCAGACCAGGCACUUGCAACAUUGUUCUCCAAGUCGUUUAGUAUGCCUUGACCAUUUUGAAGCCUAUUCUUUUUGGAUUUUACCUGUGUGCAUUAUUUAUUUGUGUAUUCAUAAAUAGUGGGGUUGCCAAAUUGGAGCACUUGGCCCCUUGGGAGGUAGCUGAUGAUUUAAACCAAUGCUUUAAAUAUCAAUUGCUGUACUUGAGUUAUGGCUACAUUUAAUAUUGUUCCCUUAAACAAAAAUUGGCAUGGUAACGUAUCCUUACUAAUUCACCUGUGCUUUUUUUUAUGCUGAGUUGUUAAAGCUUUUGUUUGAUGAAAACAACAUGGACUCAAACUGGACUACAACAGACCUGUUUACUCUUACGAUUUUGGGGUACAAUGUUCGAUUUUGAGGUGUAGGCAUGUUUAAUUUUUUUUUACUAUAGAUAGUGUAUUGAAUGAUUUUGUGAGGAUAUUGUACGAUUUUAAGAGUUUGAGGGUAAACAGUCUGCCUCGCAGAUUUAUUUAUAAACUUUUCUUGAUCCCUUUUGAGUUAAUGUUUAGUUAAUGCAGAAUUAAAUUGUUGUCUACAGGCCAAAAUGAAAGAUCUUCUUGUACAAUACACUUAUCUUAAAAGAAAUCUGUGUGUAAGAUGUGAGUGGGUCUUAUUAAUAAAUAAUGAAAAAUAAGAGUGAGUUUCACUUCAAGUUCAAAACGCUUUUUUAAAAAAAGUAUUUAUAAAAAAAAUUAUAUUUUAGGAACAUAUUUUUUUCCAUAGAAUGAUUUUUAUUGCACUUUUUUUCCAUAGAAUGAUUUUAUUGCAGAUAAGUAAAGGUUAACAUUAAUUGUUGGUUUAAGUUAGUUUUGUAUUAUUAUUUUUUAUUGAAACUUGGCCUUUUUUCUUUCUGGAUGAUUUAUCAUUUUUCAAAUAUUUUACAGAAAUUAUUUUAGCAUAUUGGUGUCUUAGUUUUUCCAAAAUAAAAAUUUUUCGUUAUGAUAAAUUAACCUUUAAAUUAAGUCACAAUCAUAACAUGUUCAUGGAAAGGCAUAACAUUUGCUCAUAAUUAAAAUGAAAAAUGUUGACUUACAUAGGGGUUAAUUUGUACUUGAUUGGGGGUAAAACUUAAAUCUCCAUAGAAAAUCAUCUUAACAAGAUCAUUAGAUCUUUCACUUAACAUUUUUUUUAAAAUUAUUAUUUAUUCAGUGUAAUAAAAUUUAAAAAACAUAGUUUUAUAAGAUACUGUGGUUAAAAUUAUUUAUUUCCCAACUUUAAAAACGUACAUUGUAGAAGUAGAAGGGUGAUACUGAUACAUGACCUGUUACCUUGUUAAACUUGUGGAUCCUAAAAUAGCUUGAAUUAAAACUCCAGUAAGGUACCGAACUUGUAAAACUAUUUAUUCCCAAGCACAUUCAACUAUUUCUUUCCAUUCUGAUCUUGCAGUUUAUAUCCUUAUGCUUUUGACAAAAACUAUUGGUUAAUUAGCGGUUGGUGUUGUUCCGAAAAGGGGCGGUGCAAUAAUACUGGUAUUAAAUUUAAAUGACAAUUUCCUCCUAAAUCCCUGGUGUAGCUGUUGCUUCUUACGAUUCUUUUAUAGUGCUGCUGUAUAUAUCUUAUCUGAAAACGUCAGAGUUAGUGGGUGAGGGGAUUACAGUAAUUUUAUUUUUUUUAAUUAUUAUUAUUAUUUAUACUGGAACACGAGUGUACUAUUUGUUCAAAACAUGCAAGUAUAAUUUUAGGCAUUCACAACACCAUUAUUUAUUUUAAUUGCAUCUUUUUAUUUCCAGCUAUGUUGAGCAUUUAAGACUUUAGGCCAACUUCUAAUGUGACCAUAUAAUUUACAAUAGACUUUCAGGACUACUUUUUGGUUUUAUUUUAACAAUUUUAUAUUUCUCAAAAUUUUUAAAGGAAUAUUAACAGUUCUGUUAAGUACUUUCUAUUAUCCACUGAAUAAUCUCUAUUUGAAUUAAGCUAAGGGACAUGCUAGUAUGCAGCUUUUAGUAAUAGGAUUCUGUUGAUAUCAUUCUGUUUUGUAUUCUAAUGAGUGAUAGUUUUUUUGUAUUUUAAAAGAUUUUUAACUUUAUUAUUUAUUCCUAUUGGAUAAUUUCUUUUAAUUUGUACUGCUUUUUUUUUUUAUUUAACUUAAGUUUUCAAAAAGAAACUAUUUGUUUAAUGUUAUAUUUGUCUUGAAAAAUGUUUGACUAGGGUGCCUCCUGUCUUUAAACAUGAUUUCUAAGUACAUUCCUGUCUGCUCUUCAACAUAUCAAGAUUUCUGUUUGUGUAAUUUUACAAAUACUUACUAAGCAUACAUCCUUAUUCCUUCCCUUUCUUUGACAUACUAACUAAUAUUGGAAAUUAUAAUUUAUAUUGCUCAGUGGAAAUUACAUUACAUGCUAACUUGAAGAAACCAUUUAACAAGACAUUGUGCUUCCCAGAGUGUUGAUUCAAAUUUGAGACUCCUUUAGAUCCUACAUUCAAGUCUUUGUAUAAGAUGCCACUAACAGAUACAUUUCUGAGCCAAUUAAAAUAUUGAAAAAUCUUAAGCCUUUGUCUCCUCAAUUUCGAUGAAAGUGGAAAGGAUAAAUUUAAUCUGAAUAUUCUGUUACCAGACUUGGUGUGUAUUAUUGAUAAUCAGAAUAUUCUCUCACCUCACAGAUGGUGAGAAUUGAUAAGUUUGAGAAUUUUGACUGACGACAUUUCCUAUUUGUUCAAUUUUUGUUAUUCGCCUAUGAACAAUUUACAUGUGUAAUAUUAUUAAAGUUUUAUAUGCAAACAUGAUUAAAAA